GCAGGCAGAGCCGGCUGCCAUGGCGCUGGUGGGGCCUGUGAUCUGGGGCUUUAGACGAGAUGUCUACCUCCUGUUGCUUCUACUGCUGCUGUUGCUGCCGCCCUGGGUCCCGGCUGGGCUGGUUCCUUCAGAGACCCCAAGUGUCUGUGCCUCAGACCCAUGUGCUCCAGGGACCAGGUGCCAGGCUACAGAAAGUGGUGGCUUUACCUGUGAGCCCUUAGAGCUUGGAGGCUGUGCUGCUCAACCGUGCCACCAUGGUGCACUGUGUGUGCCCCAGGGCCCAGAUCCUAACGGCUUCCGUUGCUACUGUGUGCCUGGAUUCCAGGGACCCCACUGUGAACUGGACAUCGAUGAGUGUGCCUCCCGGCCUUGCCACCACGGGGGCACCUGCCGAAAUCUGGCAGAUCACUAUGAGUGCCACUGCCCCCUCGGCUAUGCAGGCGUGACCUGUGAGGCCGAGGUGGACGAGUGCUCAUCAGCGCCCUGCCUGCACGGAGGCUCGUGCCUGGACGGUGUGGGCUCCUACCGCUGUGUGUGCGCACCGGGAUACGCCGGCGCGAGCUGUCAGCUGGACGUGGACGAGUGCCAGAGCCAGCCGUGCGAGCACGGUGGCGUGUGUCACGACCUGGUCAACGGUUUCCGGUGCGACUGUGCGGACACGGGUUACGAAGGCGCGCGCUGUGAGCAGGAGGUGCUGGAGUGCGCCUCUGCGCCCUGCGUGCACAACGCAUCCUGCCUCGACGGCUUCCGGAGCUUCCGCUGCCUCUGCUGGCCAGGCUUCAGCGGAGAGCGGUGCGAAGUGGAUGAGGAUGAGUGUGCAUCGGAUCCCUGUCAUAAUGGGGGCCGGUGCUUGCAGCGCUCUGACCCGACCUUGUAUGGGGGUGUUCAGGCCAUCUUCCCCGGAGCCUUCAGCUUCAGCCAAGCCGCUGGCUUCCUUUGCAGCUGUCGUCCGGGCUUUGCUGGGGAUGACUGCAGCGUGGACGUGAAUGAGUGUGCCUCAGAGCCAUGUCUCAACGGAGGUAGCUGCCAGGACCUGCCCAAUGGUUUCCAGUGCUACUGCCAGGAUGGAUACACAGGACUGACAUGUCAGGAGGAUACGGACGAGUGCCAGUCGGAACCGUGCCUGCACGGUGGGACCUGCAGCGACACUGUAGCAGGCUACAUCUGCCAGUGCCCCGAGGCCUGGGGUGGACAUGACUGUUCUGUGCAGCUCACAGGCUGCCAGGGCCACGCCUGCCCACUGGCUGCCACCUGCAUCCCCACCUUCAAGUCUGGUUUCCACAGUUACAUCUGCCGUUGCCUGCCUGGGACCUAUGGGUCUUUCUGUGACCAGAAUACCACUUUCUCGGUUGUGUCUGGGAGUUCCGUGUGGGGAAUGGUGCCAGCUGGUGCCUCCCUGGCUUUUGCACUGAGAUUUCGUACCACCCUGCUUGCUGGAGCCCUGGCUACUCUUAAGGACACACGGGACAGCUUGGAGCUGGUUCUGGUGGGGGCCAUGCUCCAAGCCACACUCUGGAGACGUGGCACUGCUGACCUUGUCCUUACACUGCCAGACCUAGCCUUGAAUGACGGGCAUUGGCACCAGGUGGAAGUGACACUCCGCCUGGGAACCCUGGAGCUGCGGCUCUGGCAUGAGGGCUGCCCUGGCCAGCUCUGUGUGGCCUCUGGCACUGUGGCUACAGAUCCUACAGCCUCGGUGGCUUCUGGGUCUCCGGAGCCCCACUCCAUCCAUUUGGGCGGCAGGGCCUUUGCAGGCUGCUUCCAGGAUGUGCGUGUGGAAGGGCACCUUCUGCUGCCUGAGGAGCUCAAGGGAAGUGUGCUCCUGGGUUGUGAGCGCACAGAGCCUUGCCAACCUCUGCCCUGUGCCAAUGGAGGGGCCUGUGUGGACCUGUGGACUGACUUCCGCUGCGACUGCCCGAGACCUUACCAUGGGUCCAAGUGCACUGAUGAGGUUCCUGCUGCCACCUUUGGCUUGGGCGGUGUCAUGAGCUCAGCCACCUUCCUGCUCCACCAGAUGCUAGGCCCAAACCUCACCGUGUCGUUUUUCCUCCGCACCCGUGAGCCCGCCGGCCUGUUGCUCCAGUUUGCCAAUGACUCAGUUGCUAGCCUAACUGUGUCCCUGAGUGAGGGCCAGAUCCGGGCUGAGGUGCUGGGUCACCCUGCUGUGAUCCUCCCUGGGCGCCGGGAUGAUGGACUCCGUCACCAAGUGACGCUCAGCUUUGGGCCUGACCAGCUCCAGGACCUGGGCCAGUGGCUGUAUGUGGGUGGGAGGCGCUACCCUGACGAUACCCAGCCCUGGGGUGGGCCCUUCCGAGGCUGUCUCCAGGACCUACAACUCAACGGCAUCCACCUCCCCUUCUUCCCUUCUCCCAUGGAGAACUCAAGUUGGCCCAGUGAGCUGGAAGCUGGUCAGUCCUCCAACCUCACCCAGGGCUGUGUCUCUGAGGACACGUGCAAUCCCAAUCCCUGUUUCAAUGGUGGAACAUGCCACAUCACCUGGAAUGACUUCUACUGCACUUGCCCUGACAACUUCACGGGGCCCACCUGUGCCCAGCAGCGAUGGUGCCCCAGGCAGCCAUGCCUGCCGCCUGCCACCUGUGAGGAGGUUCCAGAUGGCUUUGUGUGUGUGGCCGAAGCCACGUUCCGCGAGGGCCCUCCUGCUGUGUUCACAGGCCACAACGUGUCCUCAUCGCGCGCGCUCAGCGGGCUCACCCUGGCCUUCCGCACACGCGACCUGGAGGCUGGGCUGCUGCGCGCUGCCUCCGCCGCGGGCGCCCACUCCAAUAUCUGGCUGGCGGUGCGCAAUGGCUCGCUGGCAGUAGAUGUGGCGGGCUCGGUGCUGCCGGCGCCCGGGCCGCGCGUGGCUGACGGUGCCUGGCAUCGCGUGCGCCUAGCCCGGGAGUUUCCACAGGCCGCCGCCUCACGCUGGCUGCUGUGGCUGGACGGCGCGGCGACACCCGUGGCUUUGCACGGCUUGGGCGGCGACCUGGGUUUCCUUCAGGGCCCGGGUGCCGUGCCUCUGCUACUGGCCGAGAACUUCACCGGCUGCCUGGGCCGCGUGGCGCUCGGCGACCUCCCCUUACCCUUGGCGCCACCGCGGUCCGGCGCGAUGUCUGGGGCACGCGAGCACUUCAUGGCUUGGCCUGGGUCUCCGCCGGCCGUGAGCCUCGGCUGCCGGGGCGGGCCAGUAUGCACGCCCUCGCCCUGCCUGCACGGCGGUGCCUGCCUCGACCUCUUCGACGUCUUUGCUUGUUCCUGCGGCCCCGCCUGGGAAGGACCCCGCUGCGAGAUCCACGCUGAUCCAUGUCGCUCAUCGCCCUGUGUCCGGGGCCAAUGCAACACGCGCCCAGACGGCCGCUUCGAGUGUCGGUGCCCUCCGGGCUUCUCCGGCCCGCGCUGCAGGUUGCCUACCUUGCCUCAGGGAUGUAGCCUCAACUCCACCUGCAAGGAUGGUGCCCCUUGUGGGGGUGGCCCCUUAGGCACUAACUGCAGUUGCCAGGAAGGCCUUGCUGGCCUCAGAUGUCAGAGUCUUGACCAACCCUGUGAAGCCAGUCCUUGCUUGAAUGGGGGCACCUGCCGGGUGGCCAGUGGCAUAUUUGAAUGUACUUGCAGUGCAGGAUUCUCUGGCCAGUUCUGUGAAGUGGUGAAAACCCUGCCUCUGCCUCUGCCAUUCCCACUGCUGGAGGUAGCAGUGCCUGCAGCCUGUGCCUGCCUCCUCCUCCUCCUCCUGGGCCUCCUCUCAGGAAUUCUGGCUGCCAGAAAGCGCCGCCAGUCUGAGGGCACUUACAGCCCAAGUCAGCAGGAGGUAGCUGGGGCUCGCCUGGAGAUGGACAGUGUCCUUAAGGUGCCACCAGAGGAGAGACUUAUCUAGGCUUGCCUGGCUGCUGUGUCCUGAAGGCCCUACAGGGUCACCGCAGAACUUCUACCUGGAGACCCAAGGAGACUGUUUCCAGAGAUGGGACAUCCACAGGAUGUGCCCCCGUGGCUGGCAGCCCUUGCCCUGUCCAUCCAUGGACUCAGGAAGUGGGGAACAACUCAGGGACGCAGAGAAGGCUGUGAGGAUGCACCUCUCUGACCUGCUGGGCUGUAUACAGGGCACACGUGGGUGCCCAUGGUAUGACAGGGUGUGUGCGUGUGUGUGUGCAUCUUUCUGUUUGGGGAAGAAAGGAGAGGAAGAAAGAGAAUAUACAUGGGGAUGUAAUGUGUUAUGACUGUGGUAAGAGCUUCAUGUCUGGGAACAACCCAGAUGGAUACCUCUGAGACAGGGGCAGCCCAAGGCUGCACGUUCUCUCGCACUGAACUGGCCACAGCUUACCCAAGCACCCAGACUUUGGUCUUGACAUCUUGUUCUCCAAGGACAGCCCUUAUCCUGGAGAAGCUGGGAAAUAGAGGAGUAUCCUUGGUUUCCAGAACAAAAGCCCUUUGGGGUAGAUCUGACUUGACAGUGCUAUGGCCAUGGCUGUAGGGCAGGUCUGCAGGAACCAUGGAGCAGCUGCCCUGGGCUGUCCUGCCUGCUGUGGGCACUUGCUGGAGUGGAGCAACCUGUCUGCCUACCUCACGAGGCUAUUCUGAGGAUCCGAGAGACAAACAGGCAGAAAACUUCAGAAGUCAUUAAAAUUCCAGUCUGAUGGAAAGAACUGGUGCCCUUUUGGGUGUUGGAAAGUGGCUCACCUGCCUAGAGUUGAAAGGGCUUCUUGGGACCUUGGAAAAGAGGCCAGAGGGGCAGAAGGAUGGAGAUGUCCUUCUCCCCUGUCCCUGGCCCCUGCAGACUCACCACCUUGUGGUUCUCCAGUGCAGGCUACCCCUUUGCCUGCAGUUCUGUUGCCAAGGAAGACCUCCGUUGUGUGCCUAACAGCAGUACCCGGCAGAUGGACCGCAGGCAGCUUCUGCACUGGUGCUCGUCCUGUGACUACUCAGUGUGCUUGACUUCUGAUACCCCCUGCCCCAGGCACUGGCCUGCAGCUUUAGCCUCCCUUGAACCUCCCAGAACCCUCUGACUUGGAGAGUUGUCCUUUGUCUUCCUUGUUUACCAGGAGUUCCAUGUGCAAAUGCCAAGUGACUUUUACACAUGGAAGCUGGCUGUUUCGAGGUUUCAGCCGCCUCAGAAGGCAGACUUGGGCUUUGAUAUGAGACCCUGGAUGCUAAGCUAGGAGGCCUGCUUGGUUCUUACCCUGUAGUGGUGGGACCACUUCGCCAUCAGCUGUCUCCAUGUCCCUUGGGAGAGGGAAGAGGAAACAGGCUCCUGGGUGAACUGUUGCAGUUGCCAGCUCCCAAGAUGUUUCCUGUGGAAUGCCAACUCGAUGAAACAUUCCAGUUCCACGUCAGUGUCACCAAUGUGGCCUACACAAGCACUCACUUGGGGUAGAUGCUGUUCUUGCUGAUAUGGGGGAGGGGUGGAACUUGUUUCUUCGUGUAGUCCUGCUCCCUGCUCAUCUAUAAUCCCUCACUGGGAGGGAUGGUGGCUCAGAGCCUCAGGUAUGCAUAGGCUGGAGUGCAGUGGCCUCUACUUCUGCAGGAUGGCUGGUGGAGAUGAGUACCUGCUCAGGCUCCCAUGCCCAGA
Molecule: messenger RNA, 5560 nt
Organism: Rattus rattus (black rat)
Lineage: Eukaryota; Metazoa; Chordata; Mammalia; Rodentia; Muridae
Gene: Crb2
Product: crumbs cell polarity complex component 2
Exons: 13
Coding region: 20-3871 (1283 amino acids)
Molecular function (GO): calcium ion binding
Source: RefSeq, a predicted model, not a curated record